CGCUUUGUUCGCGUUCCGACAACACUGCACCAGCAUAAAAAAAAGUGUACUGCAAGCUGAGAGAAAGAAAACAAAACGCAAAUAAAUUAUCAGCAGUAAAAGCAGGAAAGGAGCCAACGAAGAAACAAAAAAGGGAAGUGUCUUUCAUUACGCGCUCGCAAAGGUGACAAAUAACGGCCUCAAAAUUGGCAAAAUACGCAAAAAUAAGAAAAUGAGCUACAAUGAGAAAAGUGAGGCCAUCACAAAAGAAGAAUGGCUGCAGCGCUUGGAGCAGUUCCCCUUCAAGCAAGCGGACAUGAAUCGUUUGAUCAUGAAUUAUCUGGUGACAGAAGGAUUCAAGGAGGCGGCGGAAAAAUUUCAACAUGAAGCCGAAUUGGAGCCCAGCGUUGAGCUGAACAGCCUCGAUGAUCGCAUCCUUAUACGCGAAGCGGUGCAAGCCGGCCGCAUUGAGGAGGCCACGCAUCUAGUGAAUCAACUGCACCCCGAUCUGCUGGGCAGCGAACUAUAUUUGUUCUUUCACCUGCAGCAAUUGCAAUUGAUUGAAUUGAUACGCGCCGGCAAAGUGGAGGAGGCGCUCGCCUUUGCCCAAUCCAAGCUAUCCGAAUCGGGCGAGGAGAUUCGCUUCGAAUUGGAACGCACGCUGGCACUAUUGGCGUUCGAGAAGCCGCAGGAAAGUCCGUUUGCCGACCUGCUGGAGCAAUCCUAUCGACAGAAGAUUGCCAGUGAGUUGAAUGCGGCGAUAUUGCGAUGCGAGCACAGUGAGGAUUCGACGCCCAAAAUGAUGUUUCUACUCAAAUUGAUAUUGUGGGCACAGUCGAAGCUCGACAAGCGAUCAAUCAGCUAUCCCAGCAUGAAGAAUCUGGAGACGGCGCAAGUGGAGCCCAAAUAAAUGCAACGAAACAAAAGGAAUGUAUACUCGAGAGCGAGAUAGAGAAGGAGAAAGGGGCGGGCAAUAGGGCGGGCGUCAAGAAGCGAUUAAAUACCAA
Messenger RNA from Drosophila albomicans, 986 nucleotides. RefSeq names its product glucose-induced degradation protein 8-B homolog (gene Hou). Gene Ontology annotation, molecular function: protein binding. The transcript is spliced from 2 exons. The record is from RefSeq and is a predicted model, not a curated record. Gene Ontology annotation, cellular component: nucleus; cytoplasm. NCBI's taxonomy places the organism in Eukaryota, Metazoa, Arthropoda, Insecta, Diptera, Drosophilidae. The coding region runs from base 212 to 889 and encodes 225 amino acids.